Habropoda laboriosa is the source of this 12698-nucleotide messenger RNA. Its product is annotated as microtubule-associated protein futsch. Lineage: Eukaryota; Metazoa; Arthropoda; Insecta; Hymenoptera; Apidae. The transcript is spliced from 16 exons. Bases 793 to 12555 code for a protein of 3920 amino acids. The record is from RefSeq and is a predicted model, not a curated record. Gene Ontology annotation, biological process: regulation of DNA-templated transcription. Gene Ontology annotation, cellular component: RSF complex.
GCCACGACAGGUUGAGAACCCUCCAAAUGUUUCGUAGCCCGGACCCGAAGGCGAUGUCCAGUGCGCCGCGGUGCAAGGAAGGGGGCUGUUUUAGUUGUCGUUGUGGUGGUUAUUAUUUCUGCGCUGCUGAUAUACCCAGUGAUUCAAUAGUAACGAUUCUGGCUGAUAGAACAGCGGGAUACGAAUAACGUGUCUGGGAAAGGCGAUACCCCGCGAUUACGUGCAUCGUUAUUAUUGCGCCCGAAGGUGCGCGCGCGCGCGCGCGCGUGCACACAUUACAUCUUGUAUAUACUCGAGAGGCGCAACGAUCUUCGCCUAUGUGUCUGUGUGUUUGUGGUGAGCACCGUGAUAUGUGGAAAAGUGCAAAGUGAACGAAUGAGAGAAGAGGCGCGCGAGAAAGUAUUCGUUUUCAUCGAUGCCUAAAAGAUAUGAAAACAGAGUGGUAGUUUAAGCAACAACACAGAUCGUGUGUUUUUUCUCACUCUGCCUUUCUCUCUCUAUCUCUCUUCAUUUGUCUCUUAGACGCGUGUGUUCGUUUGUGGUUUUGAUGCGGGUGUGAGUGGCAGGUAGAACAUCAAGGUAGCGAAAAGCAACGAAGCGGGAAGCGGCAUCGAACCUUUUGAACAUUGAUUUCCCCAUCAUUUUCCCGACUGUAUUAACUUUUUCAUGUACGAGCUGUAACGCAGCGGUGACGUUCGAAAACAAUUUCACGAAAAUGCGAUACGAGUUGUUAGGUCGCCUAGCGUAGUAUAUCGCCUAGCGGCGACGGGCCCAGAGAGAAGCGGCGGAAAAAUGGCGUCCGAUAACGAAGCCUCUUGCGCGAGUGACCCAAAUUUCGCGGUGAUUUGUUCGUUUCUCGAGUGCUUCGGCAAGUCCUGUGGCAUCAUUUAUCCUGAUAUCGCGCGCCUUCAAGAGAUGCUUGAAAACACACAGGAGGUACCACAACAGUUGAUAGAUCUGCACAUCAAAUUAUUACGGAAAACACGUAAAACAGUGUCACCAGAAAAGUGGGAACGAGCACUGGUUAAGUUCUGCCAUACAUAUUCUAAUCAAGAUGGAUGGGAACUUGAACGUUUUGGUUACAAGAAAGCCCGUAUUGCUGUGAAGCUACGAUUACUUAAAGUUCUUUUAGAAACACAAUUUGACCUAAAUCAAAAGUUUAAAAAUGAAGUAAACAAAUUAGCAGCUACUGAGUUACGGGUGGAACCAUUAGGAAGAGAUAAAACUGGUUUAGCUUAUUGGUAUCAGCUUGAUGAAGAGUGCAAUAUAAGGGUUUAUAGAGAAGAUUUAGAUGAAGAAAAUUGGGAACUUGUAGCUAAGGAUCGGGAAGGUGUAGUUAAUCUUAUAAAUACCUUAUCAAAUGGAGAGAUUGCAGCUAUCCCAAUUAAUGAGGAUAGUAAUAGUUUAGAAAUUUCUGAAAAACCUAUUAUUGAUACGGGACAAAUAUCAAUAUCACCAAGUUUGGAGGAUGAAACUAUGCAAGAAAAUGGUAUUCAUGCUGAAGGAUCUGAUGAAAAAGAUUUAGAAAAGAGUGGAGGUGAAGAUUUUGAGGAUGAAAGAGAACUAGAUGACACUAAUGAAGGUGAUAAUGCUGAGGAUGACAUGGAUGGUGAAGAUGAAAUAACCAAUGAUGAAAGUUCUAAACAAAAUACAGAAGAAGAGGAUUCUCAACAAACAAUACACAGUGAAGUAAUAGAAUCAAAUACUACUGAGAUACUAUCUUUAGCACCAGCAUGUCCUUUAAAAACUUUAAAUGGUAAAGUUGAUUCAUUAUCAGAAAAAGAAACAAUUUCACCUCAAGAGAAGGAACUAAAUACCAUUCAACAAACAAUGGUCACUACUAUUAUAUCUGAUAUUAAACCUGCAGAAAUAUAUAAAUCUGAAGAACAUACAACAGUAAGUAGUUCAAAAGUUGAUUCUGAAGAAUCAAUACCUCUUAAAUCAAUUGAAACACCUGUUAUUACAUCUCCUCUUAAAUUGAUAAAUGUUUCUGAAAUAAAACAAUUUCAUGAAGAAAAAAUGAUUACUGGAAUAACACCAAUUGGUAAUCCAUUGAAUAUAACAAAGAAACAUAAACAUGAAGAUACAAUAGAUUCAAUUAUGAAACCACUAGACAAAUUGUCUAGCAAAAGUAAUUUUCCUUUUGUAUCUAUGGACAUGCCAACAGCUCAUAGUAAAUUAUCUGUUAAGCCAAUAGAUCAGCUAGCUGCAAACCUUGUGAGAAUGCAAUCUGAAAAACUUGAAAAACCGAGUGGAGCGAAAUCAUUAGAAAAAAUAGCAGAAAAUCUAGCAAGAUCGGGGAGUAUUGUGGGAAACGUAAUAAAUGGAGAUGAUGAUAGAUUACCACAAGAUUUCUGUGCUAGAGGUCCAAUAGAGAAACCUAAUGUGCUUAGAGAACAUAGAGGUAUGGAUUUGUCUACAUCACCUAGAGGGUGGGAGAGUGCUAAUGAGCAAAACAGACCAAUGGAUUUCUCUGGAAUCGAUUUAUCUAGUCGAAAAUUUAAUAAAUCUAUGGAUUUACCUUCUCCUGGGUACAGGACACAAGAUUUUCAACAUAGAGAAAUGGAUCUUAGUACGAAAAAAUUAAACAAACCAGAAGUUACAAAUUUAUCAUAUGACGCUCGGGCUGUGAUGAUGCGUAAUCAUGCGAUGGUAGCAGAUUUAAGUAAAAGACAAAUGUCGUUCCCCAGUUACGAAAUGUCCUCUGCUCCAUAUCAUAAUGCAACAAGAAUACCUAGUAAAGAUGAUCACAGAUUACCAAAUUAUACAAUACUUCCAGAUCCAAGUAAAAUUACGGCUUUAAGAAUGAAUGCAACACCGGUGAAACGCCCAUUAGAAGCAGAUGAUAUGCAACAGGACAUGCUAAAAAGAAUAAGGGCGGAUGUAAUACCAAUUAGAGGAUCCAUGGAUAAAAGGCCAAUAAUGAGUAGUAAUUGGAGAGAUGAAGUUGGUGAAGCCAUUGAGGAACCAAUGAUGAUGAUUCAAGGUGAAGGGUCUGGUAGUGACUGUGAUGCAGUAAAUCCUGGUCUUGGAGAAGCAGUAGAAGAACCCAUCAUUUUUUUUUAUGGAGAAGGAUCUGGUGAAGAAUGUCAAACAGGUAAUCCUGGUGAGGAUACAUCAGCUGACAAUAAAGAAAGCAACGAAUCAAAAAACGAAGCUGAUUCUGCUACUUCAUCUUUAUCACCAAAUAAAAACUUAACUGAAGAUAGCCUUAUAAAUGAAGUGUCUGCUGGAUCAUUAGUAACAAGCAAAAGCGCUAUAAAAUUAAACAGAAAUUAUCCUCAAUCGAGUGUUAGUGUAAGAAAUAAUUGUCAAACUGUAGGCUCCACACAAGAAAAAUCAAAAUUCAAACCAACAUUGGGCAUUCAAAUAAUACCAAAAAAUUCUAGCAGUCCUAUAAAAAGGUUAUCAAGAUGGGAUGUUGGGAAACCAGAAGAAAAACCAGAAUGUGACAGUAGUAUCAUAUCAAAUGAAGAAGACAUAUCACAGAAAAAAGAUGAAACUGAGUGUGAGGAUUCCUCUAGCGAAAAUCAAGACAUUAAGGUAGAUGGAAAUUCAUUAAGUACCGAAGGUACAGCAUUACAAGAGAGGAAUAUAGAAUCAGAAAGUUCACAAGAGAUCACAGAAGAAAAUUCUACAAAAGAAAAACAAUGUUCUGUUUCUCAAGAUUCCAUGCAGUGUGACUCGUCUAUAUCUUUAUGUCAAGCAGACACGUCGGAAACGCUCAAAUUUUGUACAGAAAUUACGCCUGCAACGCAUUCAUUAAAUAACAAAGAUACUCCGCAAAAUGUUUGUGACUCCGAUAGCAUAUCUUCACACGAGACGAAUACUUCGGAAAAAGUAGAUAAUGAAUGUAAACCAGUGGCUGCAUCUCCACCCAGAUUUUUUUUUGGACCUAAUUGUAUUUCAUACACUUCAAGAUCAGAAACAUUCGAGCCACAAUCUGAUCAUACUGUUUCAACAACUAUAGAAUCUAAAUCAGACACACUACAGUAUGAAUGUGUUUCUUCUUCCAAACAAACAGAAGAUAUGAUUACUUCGUAUAAAUCAGACAAUUUUGGUGUAACCCAGAUGAAUAAUAAUUCUUUAAAAGUCAACUCGUAUACACCCGAAACUAGUAAUCCACUUCAUGAAAAUGAUAAUAAGAAUAAAGUAGAAAAGAUAGAAGGACCAACUAAUACAUGGGAACAAACAGUUUCUUCAAAAUACCCUACACAUGAACAACAUUGUACAAUGCAAAAAACAGAAAGAAAUUUGCCUAAUUCAGAAUCAAAAGAAGAAAAUUUCAAGCCUUGUGCUAUUGAUAUUGUACAAGAUUCUAUUUCUAGUAGUGAAAACACAACAAACGAAUACAUUAAACCUGAAAAAACACAAAUGUUGGAUGUAACUUCACAACCUCACAGUACGAAUGACUUGAAUAAAGAAAAUAUGGAUAUAAAACCGGAAAAUGUAAUAGUAACACCAUCCACAACGCAAUAUAACUCGGCUACCGAGUUAAUGGAACAUGAAAUGUCGAAACCAGGGUACAAUAGUACAUCAGAAGUGCAACUACAAAGUAAAAAAUGCGAUCUGCAAAGCAAUAUUGAUAAAGCUAUAGAGAUACCAAGUCUUUGUUCUGAAGAUGAAGGUGAUUGUAAACCAUCUGAUACAUUGACACUCAAAGAAAAUGAAUUAGAAACAGAUUCAAUGUCUGCUAAUAAUUCGUGUUCAUCAUCUUUUACUCAGAGUCCAGAGUUAAAAACACAGCAUGAGAAUAAUUUUGCCGAAUCAGAUUCUGCAAGUAGGGUAGAAUUUUCUAUCUAUCAAGAAGUGGAUAGUUCGGCAGGAAAAGAGAUAAAACAUGUUUCGGAAAAAGAAUCUGAUUCGUCUGUUGAAAGUCAUAAACGAAAUGACAAAAAUGAUAAUAUCCCAGAAUUUCAUAAUCAAGAAAAGCGAUUAAUAAGUCCUGAUAAUGAGAACAUGAAAAGCCUAAUUGGUUCUAAUACACAUUCGGUACAUAGUUACAAUAAAGAUAGUAAAAAAAUCGAAAUUUCACAACAGAAUGAAAUUUCAGGAGAUUCUGAAGAAACGAAAGAAGAAACGUUCGUUGAUUCGUUUAUCAAAAGCUCUGUGCCUGAUAUUAAUACUGAAUUAGGUUUCACAGACAACUCUACUGUUACUAGUUCAGAAUCAGUUGAACAAUGUAACAAAGAUGCACUAGUUCCUACAAUAAGUAGCUCAGAUGAUGCUGGCACUCAUGAUGCUUCAAUUCAUGAAAGUGUUAAAGUGCAACCAGAUUCUGAGAAGUCGUCCUUUAAAGAUGAAUGUCCUAUUUACAAUGUAUUACCAGAGACAGUACCUGACGCAAAUAAUUUUAAACCAUCCAAAUCUGAUGCAGUUGAAGUUAAAAAAGAAAUGAAUAUAUCUAAUAUAGUUCAAACUGCAACAUUAGAAGACCGAAGUUCCUGUGUUGAUCAAGAUUUGAAUAAGGAUAUGAUUAUUGAUGAUAAAUUAAUGAAAUCUGAUGAACCUUUAAAUUUAAAUGAAGAAAAAGCAUGUUCUAAUGAAAACUUAUCACGUAUGGAAGAUAUACAUGAUGUUUCAUUUGAAUUAUGUUCAUCUUCUGAUGAAACAAAUAAAUUUGGUGCUGUUCCUGAAAAAGAAAUAAUGGAGGACAUUAAUUUUGUAGACAUUCAACAAAAAUCAAUUUCAGAAGAUGAUAAAAAAAUUGAGCAGGACAAAAAUGAUAAUAUGGAUCAAAACAAAGAUGCUAUGAAACAAAGUGAAAAGAGUAACGAAGAAUAUGAAGAGCAAACCUCUACAAGUAAUAUUGUAGAAGACACAAAUAAUAAACAGCAAGAAAAUGUUCUUGAAAAACUAGAAAUAGAGGAAUUAAAAUUGAAUCAAAUGAAUACAAAUUCUGUAAAUUCACAGGAGCCAAGCAAAAUUAAACAAUCUUUAGUUGCAAAUUAUGAGAGCAGUGAUUCUAAUGAUGGUAGUGAUGAUGUUUUUGAGACUACUCCAACAGGGUCAAUUGAAAAUAAAGAUAAUUUGUUUACUAAUUUAGAAGAAACAAUGACUAGUAAUAAUGAUACAGAAAGUAUUGAAGAACAACCUAUGAAUGAUGAGGUACUAUCUAAUGAAUUACAGAAUACAGUCAUUAAUAAUCAACAAAUAGAAUCAACAUCAGAAAACAAUAUUGAAAAAGAAGUAAGGGAACAAGCUGAAUAUAAACAAGAGAAAGUAAUUAAGGAAGAUGUAAGUGAAGAAGGGCGUAAUUGCACUGUUAUUCCAUAUGAUAUAAAUAAAAAAUCAAUUACAAAUGAAAACAAAAAUAUUCAUAGCUCUGAGGAAAGUGGUAUUACAAAAUUAAUAAAAGCAGAGGUAUGUUCAGUUUCUUCUGAAACUGAUUCAAUGAACAAAAACAGUAUAAACUCACCAUUAACCAAAACAAAUAAUUUAAUAAAUCAGAUAAGUCAAAUAGAAAAUAAUGGUUUAGUUCAAGUUACAGAAAAAGUAAUGAAUGCACUUUCUGAACAAAGAGAUGAUUCUCAAACAGUGUAUUCUAUACAAAACGAAAUUGAAACUCAUAAACAAACAAAAGAAGACAUUGAAUUUAAUGAUAUUAAUAAUGAAAUAACAUGCAAAAAUUUAAAAGAACAGUCUUUGAAACCUCUGGAAGAGAAAUUAAUGACAAGUUUAGAUAAUGAUAUCAAGUUUAUUAAAGCUGAAGGUAUAGAACGUGUCGCGGAAGAACUUCCGAUUAUGGAGUCAUACAAUAAAUUAAAGGAAUUUUCAGAAUUCAGUGACAAAGGAAAUAAAUUUGAUAUGCAUUUACAUGGAGAAAGUAAUUUAAAUAAAGAUUUGUCUGAUGGAGGUGAUACAAACAUUCACCCUGUACGAAAUAUUUUACCACUUGAUAAAUUUGACAAUAUAUCCUCAGGUGUAGAUAAAUCAGAAAUAUAUAAAAAUAAUAUUUCAACUAUGCCAAAAGAUAUUAAAUCUAUGGAUAAUUCACAAUUUGUAAAUUUUAUAUCUGAUAAAUCAGAAAAUUUGGAUAUUAUGGAUAAUCAUGAGAAGCAAAAUGAAUCACUUCAUAUUAUAAGUAAAGCAAUAGAGUCCCUUCCUGAAAACUCAGUCUCAAAUUUAAAUGAUAGUUCAGCGAUUUUUAAUGCACAAGAAACGGCAUCGAAAUCAACGACUGUAAUAAACGAUUUUAAAAAGGAAGCUAGUAAAAGAUUAAGCGAUGUUUCUGAUAUUCAAGAUGUUCCUCCAUUAAAAUCUAAACCACCGUAUGUAGAGUCCAAUGAACAAAUAUUAGAGGAUUUAACAAUUUCCAAAGUGCAAUUGGAUCAAAAUUUGGAUAGUUUUAAACAAGUAGAAAUGCCGAUCUGCGAAGCUAAAAUAAGUGAGGAUAUAGUAUCCGAUAGUACCAUAGAACAGUUAGCAAAAAACGAAUACAACAUGAUGGCUAAUACAACAGAUAACACACUGAAUGAAGUUGAACAAAAGCAUAAUGUUGGAAGUGAUGAGAAAAACGAAAACUCAGAAAUUCAAAGUGUCGAGGUGAAAGCAAUCUCUAUAGCAUCUGACGAUUCUAUGGGAGUAGACAACGAAAAUUUAUUCAGUACAGCUCCUGAAGAAAUGGAUCCUUUAGCGUGUACUGAUGACGAUACAUUGAAAAAAUUAGGUGAUAAUGAGCCGGCUGAUAACUCUGCGCCAAAAAUAGGUUUACGUGUUAAACCCGUGUCUGAACUUACUUACGAUGGAUGGAAAUUAGAUUCCACCGUAUCUUCUAAAGUGUCCCGCAAGCGACGUAACAGUUCCCAUGAAUCGAACUCGGAAGAUAUGAGCGCGAAACAAGACGACGAAGAAAUGAUGGGAGGUAAAAGAAUAAAAUUACGGUCAAAACGUAUGCCUGAUAGGCAAUUACGAAAGUCUGUGGAGGAAAGUCGCGUUGUAACAAUAAGUUCUGACGACGAGGCUGUGAAGUGUAAUCGUGAAAAAUUGGAAGAUCAAGACGUUAAGGAUGUCAGCGAUGACCAAAGCGCUACUCAUUCAGUCGCAAUUGAAAGAAAAGGAAGAGGACGUCCGAGAGGAAGAUGGAGACGUGGUUAUAGAGGAAGCUGGCGUUCAACUCGACCAAAGCAUUCUGAGAUUCGGAGCAGUCAAACAUCAGAGAUAUCACCCGAUGUUCAUCUUGAUGAAACACCAAGUAAUAACGAAUCUUUGAACAUGACACCGAUUUCACAGAAGAAACGAAAGAAAAGGAAAAUGGUUUUGGGUCUAGAAAUAGGAAGGGAUAUUGUUCCCGAAAUACAGGCAGGAUUGGCCCAAGAUGAAACACCUGUAAGACAAUCUAGAAGAAUCGCGCAAUUGAAGAUUAAAGAAGAAGCGGAUAGACGAAGAAUUGAAGAAGAAACUUCGAAUGAAAGGAAAGACAAGAAAGAUUGUACGGAAAAGAAGAAGCGGAAGAAACAAAAACCUGAAAGCGAAGAAGAAAUCGUAAUUAAAGAAACAGAGAAAGAAAAGAAAUCUAAGAAAAAACGUAGGAAAAGGAAAAAGAAAAAAAUGCUGGCUAAAUUCAAUGAAGCAAAUCCAUGGCAAAGUUCUUCAGGUUCUAGUAGUGACGAUGAAAAUGAAAACGACGAAGAUGAAGAUGAAGAAGAAGAAAUUGAGAGCGAAGGAUCUUUGCUUUUUAAAAGCGACCACGAAUUUUCGCCGGAAAGUGAUCUUGAAAAGGAUCAAGAAUCUGAACCAUUAAGAAGAGCAAGAACUGCACAAAAAGCUCAAAGCGAUGUAGAAGAAGCAGAUGAUGAAUAUGCUUGUCAAAAAUGUAGCAAAGCAGAUCAUCCAGAAUGGAUACUUCUAUGCGAUUCCUGUGACAAAGGUUGGCAUUGUUCUUGUCUUAGACCUGCCCUUAUGUUAAUACCAGAAGGUGAUUGGUUUUGUCCUCCAUGUCAGCAUAACUUGCUGGUAACUAAAUUACGAGAAAGCUUAAAAACAUACGACCAAUUAACGAAAAGGCACGAAAAUGAGGUUUUAAGAAAAAAACGACUAGCAUUUGUUGGCAUAAGUUUAGAUAAUGUUCUCCAUAAAAAUGAAGCACAACGUCAUCAAAAAGGAUCAAAGACGUCUAGCCAAGAGUCUGACAAUGAGUCCUCAUCUGCUUCAUCUUCCUCAAGUUCAGAAACGUCUAGCAGUGAGGAAAGCGAACCUGUGUAUCAGUUACGUGAAAGACGAUGUGCAAACAGAUAUAAAUUUAAUGAUUAUGAUGCAAUGAUCAAUGCUGCAAUUCAAGACGAGGUAGAAGCUGUUCAGGGAGCCGGCAAUCAAGGAAGAGGAAAAGAUAUUGCAACUAUAGUAAACGCGGAAAAAGAGGAAGCACAGCUUCAUUUUAAGGACGAAGUACUAAAUAUGGAAGAAACUCCAGAGAACAAAGAUGAUAUUGACAGAAAAUCUGAGAAAGACAGCGAUGAAGAAUAUAAAAUGGAAGGAGAAGACGGUAUGGACGAAGAAGAAGAAGAACAUAAAGGAGUAGUGAAGAAACUUUUGUCGCGUAAGAAACAUCGUAAAUUGAAUAGUCUUGACAUAAGCAGCGAAGAUGAUCCGGAAAGUGACGAAGACUUCAAAGGCACAAGUUCUGAUGAUGAGGAAGAUUUCGACGAUCACAUGACAUCUUCCGAUGAGAGCACUUUUGCUGAUGUAAAACGUCGAGGCAAAAAGGGAGAUUCACGAUCAGUACGAAGAAGCACUAGAGCCAGAACUACUCGUUAUGACGAAGAUUUUAUAAAUGAUGACAGUGAAGAAAGUGAUAGACCAAAGAGAAAAAAGUCUCGAUCUACAUGGGACUCAGACAACGAAGACAGUGAUAACUCAUGGCGACAAAGGAAGAAAAAAAGUAGAACUAUACCAACAUCGAGGUAUAAACCAUUACCAAAAACGAAGAGCAGAAAGAAAAAAAAGAGAAAACGUAUAAUUGAAUCAGAUAAUCAAAGCGAGAACGAUGAAUCGAACGAGGAACCACGAAUUGAAACGUCAUGUGAAAUGCAACCACAAUUGGGAAACAGCGAAUCUGCAAUGCCCGAUGCAUUAGAUAUGAAGCUUGAGAAUAUAAAUGAAAAUAACGAAGACAAAAAUGUUGGUGAAAUAAAAGACAUGAAAUUGCAAGAAAUAAACCCGGAAAUGUCUGAUAUACCUGCCGUUCUACCAUUAGAAGAGAUCACACAACAAAAGAAAAAGAAAGAAAAUGCAGUGAAAACAAAGAAAACUCCAACAAUUAGGAGAAAAAUUAUAUACGGUGGUCUUCCAGAUGAGAAUAAACCGGAAGAGGAAGAAAUCUUAAGCAGACGAACUCGCGGUAGAAAAAUUAACUAUCAAGAAGAAAUAGCAUCAGAUAGCGAAGAGGAGUUAAAAAAGGCAUUAAGAAGAACAGGAGAAAGCGAAGAUGAGUUUGUUGUAAACGAAGGUGAAGAUUUGAACGAAGAUGCUGAAAAAGAUUCAGAUUCAGGCGAUAUUUAUAAUCCAAAAAAAGAUGGCCAUAAAUUUAAGAAUAAAUCGCCAAAGAAUAGAAAACCCAGGAAAAGCAAAAGUCCCAGUGGUAAACGAAGAAUGUUAAACGAUGGAACGCCGAAACAGAGAAAAAAGCCUGGUCCAAAACCUGGAAGUAAAAACCGGUCACGUAAACAAAGCUUUCUACUUGGUUCUGUAAUUCAAAGAAGAGACGACCAAGAUGGCGAAAAGGAUAUUAUGGUGAAUGUCAUGGACAAUCCUAUAGGAGAGAUAGACUCGAAAAUUGAUGACAAUCUUUCGGAAAAUGUAGGAUUGAGUGGUACGGCUAUGUCGGUAGCGGGUUCGUUUACUGGAGAUGUUCCCGAAGGUUCCCUAACGGGUCUUGGAGCCGGUGAAUUAGCCGAAUUGGAUGACGAACAAUUAGAACAAAUGAUGAUGGAAGAUGAAGAAUAUGGCAGACGUCAGUUAGAGCUUGCAGCUAUCGAAAUAGCGAAGAAAAAGAAAAAAGAAGAUCGAGAAGCAAAGAAGCUGGAGAAAGCACGGUUAAAAGCGUUAGAAAUAUUGGCAGCUGAGAGACAACGGGAUCCUAACGCGCCGGAUGGAACUGACGGAGACGUACCAAAGAAGAAGAAAAGAGGUCGCCGUAGUAAAGCAGAAAUUCUUGCAGAACAAAUGCGCAGGGAUGGAGCUCCAAAUCUGAACGCUAGUAGUUUGUCUGUCAGCUUGUCACAAAGCAAUAUGUCAUCUAGCAUUAAUCCUAACAUGUCCGCAGUUAUGACACCUGAUGCGGAAAGAACAAGCGAAGGACACAUUCCUAUGAUGACAGGACCAGACGGGCAUCUUUUUAACCUCGACGGAUCACCCAUGAAACCCAAAAGAAGAGGCCGUGGAAAAGGUAAAAAGACUCUUGCAUUGGAGGCAGCUAGAGCCGCAGAGGCAGCAGCAAAAGCUGCCGCUGAGGCUGGUUUGCUAGGAAUUGGCACUGAUUCGAAUUCAGAGAUAAAACCUGGUGAAAUCCCAAAUGUACUUCCCACACCAGGCAGUAGCACCUCUGGUUCGGCUCCGUCCACACCACCUGCUGGUGUCGUUACAACACAAGGACCACCUUCCUCGCAGACACCGACGUCACAGUCUGUUUAUCCAACGUUGCCGCCUAACCAACAGUCUUCCGUCAUCACCAGGAUGCUUCAAUCUCAACCCGUCUCAAGUAGUCCACAAUCGUUCUCUGUUGCGGCUGCAGCAAUGGGACACAAAUACUUCGGUGGACCUAACGCUGGAGGUCAAAUGAUCGGCGGGCCUAGGACGGGUUACGAAAUGCAACCUCGUGGAAGAAUUCCCUCUCCGUAUAGACAAGCUGGACAAUCCUCUAUGCCACCACACUUUGCGGCUGUAAGAUCAGGAACUCCACCUAUGAGAAUGAGAGUACCUGGUUCGCAAAUGUAUCACACACCACAUCAUCCCAUGGAUCCCUCUCCGUCAGGUGGUGGACCGAUAUCGAUUAAUAAUCGAGAUCGUAGUUCUCCACUCGGGCCUGGGCCCGCGAUGAUUCCGCCAGCUGCCGGAAGUCCUCUAGCCAAAGGUGGUCCUACGCCUCCUCCUCCUCCUCCAUACGUCAGAGGAGCACCUCCCAUGUCCAGGUUUGCAGACAAUCCAAUGGGUCCUAGGCAUCAAAUGCCACCUUUUACGAAUGCAUCACCGGUCAGUCAUAAUAUGCAACAACCAUCACCGCCCCCUAAUCGACCACCCGGUAAUUUUUCACCGUAUCAUCCUCCACCUCCCCCCAAUUAUCACUAUGGUGCCUACCCACCUCCUCCGCCUAUGUCGACGGCAGAUGACGCAGCCGCAUAUCAAGGCUCUCCGUAUCCCGCGGAUCACUUUUCAUCCCCUGCGGAUAAUCAACCACCCAUUCAAGCACCACCACCACCUCAACCUCCACCUCAACAGCAGGCACAUCCGAACGAUGCUGGUGCUGGUAAUAAACAAUACGACGAAGAAGGUUCCGGAGAAUUUGGUGGUUUAGUAUCAUACUUCAGUAGCCAGAGAGAGGACGAUCUUGAUUCGUAGCAUGAGUGAGAUCUUGGCCAACCCUGAAUCGUUAUAUAGGAGAUGCAUUAGGCAAUGGUGUUUUAACGGCCCAGGUAAGAUCGCAACUUUUGCUCGAGAGGGACAAGUACAAGAGAAACAUAAAAGAAGUUAGUAACGUGUAA